UAUGCAGACGUUAUGAAAAUGCUUCAUCUUCUCUACUCUUUCUACAAAGGUUAUCUCCAAAGAUCAAUGCUAAAGGGAUCUUUUGAAUCACUUGGUGUUGCACCAGUGAUGCCUACGAGGAUUGGGGGCACCAGAUGGGUUGGGCAUACUGUCACAGCUCUGCAGCAGUUGUGGAAAGGCUAUAAAGCUUUUGUUCACCAUACUGGCCAGACAGCAGGGCCUGGCAGUGGUGCAGACAGUUCUGCUCAGAUCAAAGCAAAGUCCCUCUUCAAGCUCCUAACACAGAGAUCACUUAUAGUGUAUGCUCAUUUCCUUCAUGACGUCCUGAACACAUUGAGCAAACUAUCAGCAGAACUACAACGAAAGGAUGUGACCAUCCAUGAGUGCCACGAUUUAACAGUUAAAGGCUACUAUUGCUACUCUGGAACAGAUGAAAGAAAAAGUAAGUCAUUUUGUUGA
Molecule: messenger RNA, 459 nt
Organism: Haliotis rubra (blacklip abalone)
Lineage: Eukaryota; Metazoa; Mollusca; Gastropoda; Lepetellida; Haliotidae
Exons: 3
Coding region: 13-459 (148 amino acids)
Source: RefSeq, a predicted model, not a curated record